This is a messenger RNA of Oryza brachyantha (malo sina), 1061 nucleotides long. Its product is annotated as heavy metal-associated isoprenylated plant protein 23-like. The transcript is spliced from 2 exons. The record is from RefSeq and is a predicted model, not a curated record. Bases 398 to 847 code for a protein of 149 amino acids. NCBI's taxonomy places the organism in Eukaryota, Viridiplantae, Streptophyta, Magnoliopsida, Poales, Poaceae. Gene Ontology annotation, molecular function: metal ion binding.
CAAUAAGGUUUUUGCAAGGUAUCUAUCAGAUUAGCAUGCAGAGAGCUGUGGAGGAGGAAAGCAAAGCAAGCAAAGGUAGGAACAAGGCAUCUUGAGAAAGCUCCUUGCCAGCAACUCAAACACGAAUUUGCAUUCAUCUGUGCAAAUAACUGCCUUCCUAAUGACCCUGCAGCCUCUAUAUAUAUAGGCAGCCAUUAGAAGAAAUACAGCAUGACUGAAGAACACUAGAGAUUGCAUCACCAGUUCCUAAUUAGGUAGUGGCUCUCUGGUUAAUUGGUUAGUAGAACAUCGGCUUGGGCUUUUGAUUCAGUGAGGAUUAGUAUACAUUAGUAAUUACUAAGUGAGUAGUGAGAUUUGGGCUUGAAAAGUAGUUCUUAGAGGCAAGGUACACAAACACAUGGGAGGCACUCUGCAUUACCUGUCUGGUCUGCUGCUGGGUGGCAGCGGCAGCAAGAGCCACAAGCUGAAGAAGCAGUUCAACACGGUGGAGCUCAAGGUGAAGAUCGACUGCGACGGCUGCGAGCUCAAGAUCAGGAACACCCUCGCCAACAUGAAAGGGGUGCAGUCGGUGGAGAUAAACCGGAAGCAGUCGAAGGUGACGGUGCAGGGGAUGGUGGAGACGCAGCGGGUGCUGCGGCGGGCGCAGUCGACGGGGAAGCGGGUGGAGCUGUGGCCCUACGUGCCCUACACCAACCCCUACGUGGCGCCGCCGGCGGCGUACGACAAGCGAGCGCCGCCGGGCCACGUCCGCCGCGUGGACGCCGUGAUGCCGGUCACCCCAGGCCAGGAGGAGCGCCUCGCCACCCUCUUCAGCGACGACAACCCCAACGCCUGCGCCGUCAUGUGAUGUGAUGUCAAACAAAAUUACACAGCGUGUAAACGACUUGGAAUUUUUCAUCCGAUAAAUUUGCCGUCAUGUAACUGUUUGAGAGUAAUUAAGGAAAUAAAUUAAGUUUCUUGCACGUACGCCCGAGUAUAUAUACUUAAUUUAUAGUGUACCAAUUGAGUCCACACGCUAGGGUCUACUGAAUAAGGAAUGAUUAAUAGUGGAGUGCAUGACU